AUGCGCUGGUGGCCGGGACCAAAGGCCUUUGGAGGCCGGCAAAGGCCCGCGCCUGCACAAAGGCCCACAGCGCUGGUGUCUGGGCAGCGCACGGUGGCGUUUGUGGCCCCAGCGCCAACAUGCGGGGCCCGAUGCUGGUCGCUGGCAACUGCCGUGGCACCGCCAAGCCUGAACACCGAUGGAGCCUGCUGCCGGCGUCUGAACGCCGGCAAAGGCCAUAGCGGCAUCCCGGGAAGUGUUCCCGGGGCGUCACGGCACCAGCUGGGGGGAGGCCUUACAGCAUGGUGCAGUUCUCUGUGCAAAGCUGCGGCUAUGGUAGCCAGUGGCUCCCUACUGCUGGCGGGGAUCGGUGCUGGAAUCUGGGCUAUCGUGAUGUCGGUUUUUGGAAGCGAAGGAGAGAGUCUGUACGUCGUCCAGGUGAGUCUCGGAGACCAGCGCCUCACCCUGUACGAUGAGAGCAAAGGGAAAUGGAGGCUUCUGUGUUCAUCUCCCGCUGACGCCCAAAUGGCCACCAUGGGUUGCGAGGAGAUGGGCUUCAUCAGAUCUCUCUCGCACUCGGUCCUGUCUGCCAACACCACGGGGGUGAACGGGACUUCUGGCUAUUUCUGUGUGGACGAGUACCGCCUGCCUUUUGCCCGAAGGCUCAACGAGGCCAUUGUUGUGUGUGAAUGUCCAACAGGCCAGUUCCUGGCAACGCUCUGCCAAGAAUGCGGACGCCGAAAGUUGCCCGUGGACCGCAUUGUGGGGGGCCUAGACGCCAGCUUGGGCAAAUGGCCGUGGCAAGUCAGCCUGCGCUACGACGGGACUCACAUCUGCGGGGGCUCCAUCAUCUCUGACGAGUGGGUCGUCACGGCUGCGCACUGUUUCCCAGAGAAGACUCGGUUGGUCGGCCGGUGGCUGGUGGUCGCAGGUGUGGUUUCUCAGCUCUCUUCCCAGGGGCUGCAGGUGGGGGUGACGAGUGUCGUGUACCACGGCGGGUAUCAGCCUUUCCUGGAUCCCAACAGCGAGGAGAACAGCAACGACAUUGCUCUUUUGCACUUGGGAACGCCCCUUUCCUUCAGUGAAUAUAUCCAGCCCGUCUGUCUCCCAGCCCUGGGCCAACCCUUGGUGGAUGGCAAAGUCUGUACAGUGACUGGCUGGGGCAACACACAGUACUAUGGGCAACAGUCGGACGUGCUGCAAGAGGCCAGCGUGCCGAUCAUCAGUACCAGCGUCUGCAACGGCCUGGAUUACUAUGGCAAGCAGAUCAGGCCCAAGAUGUUCUGCGCAGGCUAUGCUGCUGGGGGAAUGGACGCCUGCCAGGGUGACAGUGGUGGCCCCUUUGUGUGUGAGGACAGCAUCUCACAGGCUGCACGUUGGCGACUCUGUGGCAUCGUGAGCUGGGGCACUGGUUGCGCGUUAGCCAACAAGCCGGGAGUCUACACCAAGGUCAAUGACUUUCAGGGCUGGAUCUACCGGGCCAUGAAGACGCACUCCCAGGCCAGCGGGAUGGUCAUCCAGCACUGA
This is a messenger RNA of Euleptes europaea (tarantolino), 1506 nucleotides long. It is a transcript of the gene HPN, whose product is annotated as hepsin. Gene Ontology annotation, molecular function: serine-type endopeptidase activity; serine-type exopeptidase activity. Gene Ontology annotation, biological process: proteolysis. Gene Ontology annotation, cellular component: membrane. The record is from RefSeq and is a predicted model, not a curated record. NCBI's taxonomy places the organism in Eukaryota, Metazoa, Chordata, Lepidosauria, Squamata, Sphaerodactylidae. The transcript is spliced from 12 exons. Bases 1 to 1506 code for a protein of 501 amino acids.